Fragaria vesca subsp. vesca is the source of this 1514-nucleotide messenger RNA. RefSeq names its product DNA-binding protein HEXBP-like. Gene Ontology annotation, molecular function: zinc ion binding; nucleic acid binding. The record is from RefSeq and is a predicted model, not a curated record. NCBI's taxonomy places the organism in Eukaryota, Viridiplantae, Streptophyta, Magnoliopsida, Rosales, Rosaceae. The transcript has 4 exons. The coding region runs from base 308 to 1246 and encodes 312 amino acids.
CCGACUUGUUCUAGGGUUCCUUCUCAUUUUCUCUCUCCCUUUCACUCUAACCGCACCUUCUCAGCCCUCGUCUCCGCCGCGACAUUCCUCGCCGGCUUCUCGGAAACGCCGUGACCUUAGCCGCGCGGCGCCUUCUCGUCUUCGCCUUCCAGGAUGUGGAUGGUUGAGGGACUGAACAUUUAGCAUAUGGCUUCAAGUGUGGUUGUAUUUAAUUCUUAUGAGAUGGGUUGCAUGUUGAAAUUUUCUGUACUUUGCUGGGAUUUGGUGAUUUCUGUUAUGAAGGAUGUAGUUGGUUUGGUUUAACAUCAUGGAUAUUGGGUGUGGUUGUAAUGUGGGUGUGGCUGUGAUGUGGACAGGGAGGAGGCAGUGGUGGUGGUGGUGGUGGUGUUUUUCCCUCAAAUCAGUGGAGCUAGGUCAUAAUAAGAAAUUAAACAUAAGUAUGGACAGCAGGAGCCUCAGCAGGAGCAGGAGCAGGAGCAGAAGCAGGAGCAGGAGCCCUACGGAUCGUAAGAUGCGUACUGAUCGCUUUUCCUAUCGCGAUGCACCUUACAGGAGAGAUGGUGGUCGUCGGGGUGGUGGUUUCAGCCGAGACAAUCUAUGCAAGAAUUGCAAAAGACCUGGCCAUUUUGCUAGAGAAUGCCCUAAUGUUGCAAUUUGUCACAACUGUAGUCUUCCCGGGCACAUUGCCUCAGAGUGUACCACAAAGUCACUAUGUUGGAAUUGCCGCGAACCUGGUCACAUGGCUAGCAACUGUCCAAAUGAGGGCAUCUGCCACACCUGUGGCAAGGCUGGACACCGUGCUAGAGACUGCACUGCUGCCCCAAUGCCGCCUGGGGACUUGAGGUUGUGCAACAAUUGCUACAAGCAGGGUCAUAUUGCAGUUGACUGCACAAAUGAGAAGGCAUGCAACAACUGUCGGAAGACAGGUCACCUGGCUCGUGAUUGCCCAAAUGAACCAAUCUGUAACAAUUGCAAUGUAUCUGGGCAUGUGGCCAGGCAGUGCCCCAGAGCCAAUGGUUUGGCAGAGAGGGGAGGUGGUGGUGGUGGUGGUGGUGCAGUUCGCAGCGGGGGUGGCGGUGGCGGCUACCACCGUGACAUUGUAUGUAGAAACUGCCAGCAACUUGGGCAUAUGAGCAGGGAUUGCAUGGGCCCCUUGAUGAUCUGUCAUAACUGUGGGGGGAGAGGACACCUCGCAUACGAGUGCCCUUCUGGUAGGUUCAUGGAUCGCUACCCCAGGAGGUACUGACAAGUUAUAGAUCGUCUUAUGAUUGCAGUUACCUUGUUAUCUUGAGGAAGUGUUUCAGGUUUUAGAUUUUAAGUUGAAGGUUGGAGCGACCGUGAGGAGUUGAAUUGAUACGUUUUGGUAGCAUGUGUUUGUUUAUGCGGAGUAUUAAGUUUGCAUUAGAACUUAAUUUUGACCUUGUAUUAUUUCUGCAUUCUUCGGCUGUUGCUACAAAUAAGAACUGUACGCAAAUAUUGGAGUUGCCUGAUAAUGAGUUGUCAAGUUUCUGUCU